AUGAUCAUGUUCCUGCUCUCCACAAUAACCUUCACUGCCAUUUCAUAUUUCCCAGAAGAUUUAUCCUGGCUUAUGCUUCCAGCUGUGAUACUCAACGGUGUCGGCGGCAUCACCAUCGUUUUUACUUCAUUUCAAUUCGGCAAUUUAUUUUCCGCGGCAAGAAGCACUGUUAUCGCUGUAAUGAUUGGAUCGUACAAUGCGUCGUCAUUUGUUUACACGCUGUUCUUGAACUUGUAUCGAAUGGGCGUCAGUUUUCCCGUGCUGAUGCUCGUUCACGGAGGGCUUUUAUUCAUCGCUCUUGUUGAGAGCUGGUUCAAUGUUCCAGUAAAGCCGAUUCCGACGCUAGAAGAGCAGAGGAGCAAAAAGUCUCCACCACGCACUUCUGUUCGGCGGCACACCACUGCUCUCGCUGUUCAGAAUAACGCCUUUACGAUUGAAGAAGAAAGUGAUGUCAACGAGUCGAAUGAAGGAUCAAACACGGAAGUUACUGCUCAAAAACUGAAGAUACCUGCGCCUAGACGAGAGUCCAUCUUUGCUGCGGCGGAGCAAAACCCACCGAGUUUUUUGGCAGUGAUUAUUUCUUGGCCCUGUCUUCUCUCAUUGUUGACGAUGUGCAUCACUCAACUCCGAAUCGUCAUGUUCAUCGGACAACUUGCUCUUUUCCUUAGAUCGUCUCCUGACUUUACGGACGAAACUCCAGUCGUCGACCGAGAAGACAAAGUGACGUUUUACGUUACGAUUUUUGGCUGGAUGCAGCUUUUCUGUCUCCUCGUUGCUCCUGUCAUCGGAAACGUCCUCGACAAGAAUCUGGAAAUCUGCCGGGACGAUCCAAUCGCCGGCGUCAGAAGCAGAGAUUCCAACUCGACCCAAGCGUUCAGAAGAGUCCAGGCGUUGCGCAACACCAGGAACGCCUAUCUCAUCACAGAGGCGUGCCUCCUCGCGAUUGGAAUUCUGAUGGUUCUUCCCAUUCCAAUCUGGGCGCAGUACAUUACAUUUUUACUCGUCACUUGGAUUCGUACUUUUCUUCACUCUACUGCAGGUGGUCUUUAUGUGAAUGUGUUUCAUUACGCUCAUUUGGGAAAAUUAACUGGCCUGGGCUCGAUAGUUUCUGCGAUCUUUUGCCUGCUCAAUGAUCCGCUCUUCAAAAUUGUUAAUAAUAUUCUCGACCAGGAUCCUUUCUGGGUAAGUUGA
Oikopleura dioica is the source of this 1191-nucleotide messenger RNA. The record is from the annotation of a GenBank genome assembly. Lineage: Eukaryota; Metazoa; Chordata; Appendicularia; Copelata; Oikopleuridae.